CUUCCCCGUCCAUACUUUAAGUACCGGGAGCCAAGCCUGGCGCCUUCACAUUCGUAUCCUCAGCACAACCCAAAAUUGGUAUCUACCCUCCGCCCCUGAUCCCUAACCGCGCUAAUGCGGACUAAGGCGCAUGCAGUAGCGUCUAUCGAUCCUGGGAAGUUGCGUUUGCGCGCGGAAGGAACAGCCGCGAGGUUGGUCGCUACUUCCUUCAGCUGGUAUCAGGCUUGUGCGACGUGUCAGCCUUGACGGUUCGAGUCAUCAUAUCGUGGGUUGUGCCGUGUUUCUAUUUUGUUUCGAAACCUUCUUUCGUUCAUUUUGUGUGCCCACGGGGUCCAAUUCUGUACAGUCGUACAGACUCCUGCAUGGUAGUGGGGGUGGUCGCACAGAGACGGCUGGCCGGAGUCAGUUUGUAAGCACCGCUCCUCGUUGUUGGGUCACACCGCUACGGCCGUCUCCGCCCCGUCUCUCAGCCGCUGUACGAUACGAAGACGGGGUUCGUUCCUGUUUGGAAAUGUGAAGCGAGAAAAACUCCCAUUUUAGUUCGAGGCGCAAGACAGCAAGGGCACAUGGCAUCAGACGGGAUGGGAUGACCCGGGGAUUAUAGGUUACGCAUAAUUCCGUAGCCCAGGUCCAGGGGGCUUCUUCUAAUGCGGACACCACAAUAUCUCGGGACACGUCGUGCCUGAUCGGAGAAAUGCCGCGUGGGAACCACGGUGGCUUGGCCCCUGGUUCCUGGCUUGUCCGGGGGUGGGGCAGACGAGGGUUGUCCAGCUCACGCUGAAGAUGUUGAUUAUCUACAUGUUUCAUCAUAUGGGGCUGUGGCUUGCGAGGCUGGAAGAUGGGGGCCGGAGGUGGCGUAGGAAGAGGAGGAUUACUGGGACGGAGGAUGGAAAUGGCGUCUAAUAUUAGAUAGAAGCCACUGCGCCUCGACUUGGAAGGAUGGGUUGCCUUGCCUCGUGUUGGACUGUUUCGUUUACAACGUGAGUGCGUAAUGCGAGAGGAAUUGGGCGUAGGACGAGGAGAGUGAGUACAUAGAGAGCGCGUUUCGCUGCCAUGGGGAGGAGAUCAUCAAGCAAGUGCUUUCGUUGACUUUAUCUUCGCUCUCUUAUCCCUAUUGUCCCCUUUUUCUCCCUUUUCGUUUGGGUUAAUUCGCUCCUUUAACCAUACCCGCCAAAGGCGAGACGCCACCACUCACCAACAAUGAAACCGACCACCACUACCACUCUCCUCUCCUUUCUCCCACUCUUUCUGCCCGUCUUCUCUACCCCCGUUUCUACCCGGCACUACGGAAACCCCAAACCCCCAGCCCGCCUCUUCGGCUCCUCGUUCGGCGUUCCAGGACCCCAAACAUUCGACUAUGUUAUCAUCGGCGGCGGCACCGCCGGCCUCGCCCUCGCGAGCCGCCUAAGUGAGAACCCCAACUGGACAAUCGCCGUCGUCGAGGCAGGCGGCUUCUAUGAGACGGAUAACGGGAACGUGAGCCAGGUUCCGUUAUUUGCGAGCAUAGGCUCGGAUAAGACGGCCGCUAAUUACAACCCGUUGGUUGAUUGGGGGUUCAUGACUGAGCCACAGACGGGUGCUAACAAUGCCUCUGUGCAUUAUGCGCGGGGUAAGUGCCUCGGAGGCAGUUCGGCUCGAAACUACAUGGCCUACCAACGUGGGACUGUCGAGUCUUUCGAUCUCUGGGCGACGCUUGUGGGCGACAAAUCGUACUCCUGGCGCUCCUUCCUGCCCUAUCUUCAGAAGAGUGUGCAUUUCACACCCCCUCCCGCCGGCAAGCGCGCCGCCAAUGCCACAGCGGCCGUAGAUCUUAAGACAAUUGGCCUGAACAAGGGGCCGGUCUCCCUGACCUUCUCCAAUUAUGCCAUGGCGAUCAGCAGCUAUGUGCAGAAAGGCUUUGCGGAGAUGGGGAUCCGACCCACGAACGGCUUCGCGAGUGGCACGCUGAACGGGUCGAGCUACGUGCUCGAGACGAUCGAUGAGAGCACGCAGACUCGGGAGAGUUCUGAGACGGCAUUUCUGACACCAGCGCUGGGAAGAGAUAAUUUAAUUGUAUUUGCGCAUACCCUGGCAAAAAAAGUGUUGUUUGAUAGCCAGAAAAGGGCCACAGGUGUGAGUGUAGAGACUGGCGGGAAGGUGUAUACGCUCAGUGCGAAGAAUGAGAUUGUGCUUUCGGCGGGUGCGUUUCAAAGUCCGCAGCUGCUGAUGGUAUCGGGCGUUGGACCAAAGGCAACGCUAGAUAAAUUCAACAUUCCUGUGGUGAAGAACUUGCCAGGCGUGGGGCAGAAUAUGUGGGACCAUGUGUUCUUCGGCCCCAGCUAUAAGGUCAAUGUUAUCACAGGAUCAGCAAUGGCGAGGCCUGCCUUCGCAAAGAAAGCUGUGACAGACCUUCUUGAAAAGCAAUCCGGCAUCCUUACCAACUCUGGUGGUGAUUUUUUUGCAUGGGAAAAGCUCCCACCCACCAGCCGUGCUUCCCUAGCUACCUCCGACCGCAAAGCCCUCGAUUCCUUCCCUGCCGACUGGCCCGAACUUGAAUACCUCACCGUCGGCGGCUACAUGGGGAAUAACGUCGAUUACACCACCGGCCCCUCGGACGGCUCCAACUACGCCACCGUAGUCGCCGCGCUCGUCGCCCCCCUUUCCCGCGGCACCGUUUCCAUCCGCUCCAAUGACACUUCUGACGCGCCUCUGAUCGAUCCGCGCUGGCUGACGCACCCUACAGACGUUGCUGUUGCCAUAGUUGCACAGAAGCGGUUAAGGGAGCUGUUUGCGACGAAGGCGAUGAAGGGGGUUGUGCUGGGGGAGAGGGUGUACCCUCCCGCGUCGAAGGGGGUGGAGACCGAUGCGCAGUUAUUGGCGGAGGUAAGAGCGAGCUUUAAUACGGUGUGGCACGCGGCGUGUACGUGCAAGAUGGGGAAGAAGGAGGACGAGAUGGCGGUGGUGGAUGGGAAGGCGAGGGUGUUUGGGGUGAAGGGGUUGAGGGUGGUGGAUGCGAGUUCGUUUGCGUUAUUGCCGCCGGGGCAUCCGGUGAGCGCUAUUUAUGCAUUGGCGGAGAAGAUUGCGGAUGAUAUUAAGAAGGAUCUGGUGGUUGUUUAGAUGGAGGGGUAAUGUCGAUGGAAAGCUGUCUGGGUUGUCGAAUAGGAGGUUUUAGAGAGGAACUAUCAGAGAGGAGCUGUUAGAGAAUGUCUGUGGGUAGAGAGCUAUGGGUGAGGGGAUUGGGAAAGGCCGAGAGGUUUCUUUGGGUUUCGGCGUUGAUGAAUAAUGUUAUUUCAUUCUUUCGUUCAUAUUUUGAUGUAUAGUUAGGCACAUACAGGUAUCCACAGAACAAAGGAAUAGAGAUGCAUGGAUGAAGAUCCUGUAACCAAUCGAAAUGUUGCUUA
Pseudogymnoascus verrucosus is the source of this 3380-nucleotide messenger RNA. RefSeq lists its product as uncharacterized. Lineage: Eukaryota; Fungi; Ascomycota; Leotiomycetes; Thelebolales; Thelebolaceae. Gene Ontology annotation, molecular function: flavin adenine dinucleotide binding; oxidoreductase activity, acting on CH-OH group of donors. The coding region runs from base 1201 to 3096 and encodes 631 amino acids. Gene Ontology annotation, biological process: secondary metabolite biosynthetic process. The record is from RefSeq and is a predicted model, not a curated record. The transcript has 5 exons.